This is a messenger RNA of Pantherophis guttatus, 4191 nucleotides long. The record is from RefSeq and is a predicted model, not a curated record. Lineage: Eukaryota; Metazoa; Chordata; Lepidosauria; Squamata; Colubridae.
UGGUGGACUCUUAUAGCUAUGGAAGGGUCAAAAGUUCUCCUAUCAAGCCAUCCGACCUUAAGGUCAGGCCAGUCAAUCUCACAAAAAUUCCUCAAUUUAUGCCUGUUCCACUUAAUAUGGUAGUCUUGAGUCACAAAUGCAGCCUUAAAAUGGUUCAACAUACACUCUAAUGGGGUUAAGGGUACACUCCCACUACCUCCCAUGAUCCUCCCGGGGCACCAGACAAGACAGCUAGGGAAAGGGGUAUGAGAGGAAAGUAAGGGGUCCUUCCUUCUCAGGGUAACACUUAAGAGAGUUGUCUCAUACUUUCACGUCUGACCCAGGAAGCUGGAGAAGCACGGUUUCCGAUGGGAACUGUGAAUGUCAGUCGCUUUCUACUGGCCCAAGGUGCUGGAUACUCACCGUCACCUUUGGGAACUUCAGUAGCCUCUCACACCACACACUGUCAACACUCCGCCCACCUUUUCCAAAGAUAGGGUGAUCAGUUCUCUCCAUCGUCCCUGUUUACAGGGAGGGAUUAUUCCACACCCAAUACUUGCCUGGAGGCGUGUCCUACGUCCUCCGGCCGGUUGAAGGAUGGCCUGAUCUCCCUUUCCUUCACAAGUGGUUCUUGGAGGUGGUGACUGCCGCUGUCGGAGUCCUGCGUCACCGGGAAGUACCUCGGUGUGAAGUGUGUCCGAUGGCGCCUGGGAAGUUCCCUCGAACUUAACAAGGUCCCCCGCAGGGGGGAUGACCCUCCAGAGAGUUACAAAACUCCUACUGUCCUGGUUGGCUCGCCAAUAAUGAUUCAGAAGACCCUUUUACCAAAUUCAGGAGACGAGACCACAAAGGUUGGAGAACUCAGGUUUAUUUGCGCAGAGGUUCAGAGCAUUUGAAUGACAAACUCUGAACCCAGGGCUACGCCCCAGGUGUGACUUUUAUCGAGUAAAACAUAACAUGAGAAAAGAAGAAGUUUACAUAAUUGGUUAUUUUACUAUGUUUCCAUAUAUGGGUAUUAUCUUCACCUUCAGUUAUCUUCUGUUAACACUUCUGGUAAGAUUUCUUAAUAUAAGUUCAUCACGGGAAUGAUAUAGAACAUAGGUCAUUUAGCUCAUCGGUACAUUUAACAAAUUCCUUAUUUCUGUUCCUUGUACUCUCCUGAGGUUUGCAACAUAACUUCUGCUCCAGCGUCAACACCUCUGAAAGCAAUAUAAUACUGUGAAUAAUACAAUACUUAGAUUAAUAUAGUUAUAGUGUAAGACCCUCCUGCCUCAUAAUAAUAUUGUCAGGUUUCGUUGCUAUCUUAAAUAAAUUUCAUUCUCAAACGCAAGGUCUCUAAUGAAUCUUUUUUUUUUAUUUAAGAAUAGGAGAACGACAUCCCUGAACUCUGUGUGCAGCCAAGACUGGCACCUCCUUCCAAACCCCUCCCUUUCCGUUCCUCAACCCCAAUGUCUCAUUGGCCAUCGUGCAGAUCCAUCUCUUCGUCCCAAGCACUUUCUUUUCACAGGAAUUUCCCCCCUCCCUCUGUCACCCAGGUGCCCCCUGGAAAAACCUGCAGUCAAAAGUUUUGCUUGCAAGUAGUCUCUGGUUACAAAGGAACCACAAGUGAGACACUAUGGAAACGAUGCAAAGGGGGAAAUGCUUCAACCGAAGGAAUCCGGAGAGACUCUCCAAAUGCUCUGAGUGCGGGAAAUCCUUUGCUUACCGGUCCCUCCUUUUGAUCCACCGGAAGCUGCACACGGGGAAUGGAUCGCAUCCAUGUUUGACAUGUGGGAAAUCCUUUCCUGGAAUGUGGGGCUUUGCUAAACAUCUCCAGAGCCACCCUGGACUGAGGCCUUACAAAUGUGGAGAGUGUGGGAAGCGUUUUACUAAAGGCUCGGACCUUGGAGCCCAUCAGCGAAUCCACCAGCGGAAAAGACCUCAGGAAUGCCAGAAAAGACCGUGGUUAUCUCAGAAAUCAGAGCUUCACACAGAAGAGAAACUUUACAAGUGCGGCCAAUGUGAGAAGGCCUUCGCUCAGAAGUCACAGCUUUGGCUCCACGAGGAAGUUCACAAAGAAAUCAAGUCUUAUAAUGCAUGCGGGGAAAAAAUUGCCCAGCAAUCAUCUCUUCGGCGUCACAAGAAAACAAACAGGAGGGAGAAAAAGGAAGAGUGUCCAGAUUGUGGGAAAUGUUUUUCCACCAAGGCAUACCUGAUACGACAUCAGACAAUUCACUUUGGCAACAGACCCUAUAAAUGCCCCGAAUGUGAGAAACGAUUUGUAGAUAUUUCAACACUUUCGAGACAUCAGGAAUUGCACAGAGGAAAGAGACCCUAUAAAUGUGAUGAGUGUGGGGAAAGCUUUGCCUCCAACUUGUAUCUUCGUGCGCAUCAGGAUGCCCACACAGGGGGGAAACCAUACAAGUGCACAGAGUGUGGGAAGUGCUUCCUUGUAAAGGGAAGCCUUUGGCAACAUCAGAUGAUUCACUCGCGGGAGAAGUCCUUUCAGUGCAUCGAGUGUGGAAUGUUUUUUCAUACCAAAGGAGGCCUCAAACGUCAUGAGAAAAUUCACAAACUAGAAAAAGAUUACAAAUGUUUAGAGUGUGGAAGGACAUUUGCUUAUUCAUCAUCCCUUAGAAACCACUGCAACAUAAUGCAUAUCGGAGUGACACCCCAUAAGUGCCCAGAGUGCGGCAAAUGUUUUUGCAGAAAAGCAAAUCUUUUGAGGCAUCAGCAAAUCCAUACCGGACAAAAACCUUAUCAGUGUCAGGAAUGUGGGAAAUCUUUUCCUCACAAAGAAUAUCUCAGGAAUCACGAGAAAUUUCACACAGGGGAGAAACCUUACCGGUGUGGGGAAUGCGGGAAGGGCUUUACUCGUAGUUCAGACCUUCGGGUACACGAGAAGAUUCACACAGGUAGAGAUUCUUAUCAAUGCCCCGAGUGUGGGAAAAGUUUCAGUUGGCGUUCAUCACUUCGGAGGCAUAAGAAAGCACAUAAAAGUCAGGAAAAGUGCCCGGAAUGUGGGAAAGGUUUUUCCCAGAAAUCACAUCUGUUGCGACAUCAGAAAGUUCACAUUGGAGACGGUCCCUAUGAAUGCCCAAAAUAUAUGAAACAAUUUGGGGAUUCAGCUGAACUUCAGAGACACCAGAAGGGGCACAGAGGAGAGAGGCCCUAUAAAUGUGGAGAGUGUGGGGAAAGUUUUUAUCAGCAUCUAGAACUUUGUGUACAUCAGAGCCUCCACAGAGGGGAGAAGCCGUAUCAAUGUGGGGAGUGUGAGAAAUGCUUUGCUCAAAAGGUAGAACUUGAGGAACAUCAGAAAAUUCACUCGGAGAAGCCCUAUCGGUGCAUCGAGUGUGGAACAUUUUUCCGUCGUGAAUCAGCCCUUAGAAGUCACAUGAAAAUUCACACAGAGGAAGUAAUUGUUUUAGAUUGAUAACUGUAAAUGUCUUCAUCACAACCCCUAUCUGCCCUCAUUUGUACUUUCAUAUUUAUACAUGGGAGUACCUUCAAGAGAGCCUUGCCAAGCAGGGAACCAAGUUUAAUUGCCAUAGGUCAGUGUUGGCAUUGACCAGUAUUGGGAAUGUGCACGCAUGUGCACACCAGUAACUGAAAGAGCAGCUGCCCAGUGUGUGCAUGUGCACCGGGUGGCUGCUCUUCCGGUUUCCGGCACUCCCAUAUGUGUGAAGACCAGCUGGCCGGCACACCGGAACCUGGAAGAACAAUAGUUGACAGCUCGUGUGCCCAGAGAGAUGGCUCUGUGUGCCACUUCCAGCACGUGUGCAUAGGUUCCCUAUUACGGCCUUAGGUAAAGGAGCUCAUGGAAGACUGUCUUGUGAUUUCAGGGCAACUAAACAGAAAGGUUCUCUUGGAUAUAUAUUUACUUCCUGGCCUCUCCUAGAGCUCCUGGUGGUCUCCCAUCCUGCACUCGUGAGCUUAUUGAAUAUUCAGCUUAUUGGAUGGAGAUAAAAGACGGGAUGAGAGAAUUGCUGGGGUGAAGAUGAAAAAAGAAAAAGAUAAACUGAGGGAAUUUUUUGAUGACUUGGUGUCAAGUUUGGAAAUAGAAGGAAUAGAAAUAUCAAUGGGAAAAUUAAAGGAUUUUGAUGUUUUAAAAUGAAUAGUCAAAGAGGACGAUCUUCACAAAAAGAUGAAAAUGGAGGACCAAAUAAAAUUGCUGGGAAAAGCUGGUUUUAAGAUUGAGACAGAAAUAAAACCCUUGAGUAUUUUUAUCCUGAA